AUGAUAAAUAAUACUGACGGUAGUUUUGAAUAUGAAACUAAUUUAUAUAAAAAAAAUGAAAAAUUUACUUAUAAUCAAUAUCAUGAAGAAUGUGAUAAAUUUAUUAGAGAAAAUUCAUCAUCGGAAGUAUCACAUGAUUCAGAUGAAUAUUUGGCAAUGUUAAAUACAAAUCCCUGUUUUUUAUAUGCUCCUGAUAUUAAAUUUUCUAUAUUCGAAAGAAUGUAUAAUAAUGAUCCUACACAAUCAUCAUGGAACUUAUCAAAUUUUAAAAGUCAUCUUUCGCGUAUAAAAAAUGAAGAUAAUAAAACAGUAGAGGGAAUUCAUACUCCAUUUGUUUAUUGUGGUAGUAAAUGGUCUUCGUUUCCUAUUCACCUUGAAGAUUAUACCUUAAUUUCGAUAAAUUAUCAUUUUUAUGGGUUACCUAAAAUUUGGCUGAUAAGAAAUAAUAAAGAUUCUACACGUUUUCAUCAAUUAAUCAAUACAAUAUUAAAUAAAACAUUUCCAGGACGUUCUUGUAUGUUUGUUAUUACUCAUCCAUAUUCCUUUCAUGGUGGAUAUAAUCUUGGCCCAAAUAUUAAUGAAGCUGUUAACUAUGCAACUACUCAAACGAUAAAAUACUUUGCAAAUGCUAUUGUAUGUUCUUGUGAAGGCAUAGUAAAAUUAAAUGGAUCAAAAAUUAUAAAAGAAUUUUAUCCAUCAUUCAAAGAUGAAUUAAAAGGCAUUCCUGAUGAUCCAAAAAUCAUAAUUAAAAAAAAACGAAGAAGAAACUCGAAGAAGGAAAUUUAUCGUAUUGCAAAGUAUCUAUUUCCAACGUUUUGA
Molecule: messenger RNA, 819 nt
Organism: Aphidius gifuensis
Lineage: Eukaryota; Metazoa; Arthropoda; Insecta; Hymenoptera; Braconidae
Product: lysine-specific demethylase 4A-like
Exons: 2
Coding region: 1-819 (272 amino acids)
Biological process (GO): chromatin remodeling
Cellular component (GO): nucleus
Molecular function (GO): histone H3K9 demethylase activity; histone H3K36 demethylase activity
Source: RefSeq, a predicted model, not a curated record